Molecule: messenger RNA, 2347 nt
Organism: Leptopilina boulardi
Lineage: Eukaryota; Metazoa; Arthropoda; Insecta; Hymenoptera; Figitidae
Product: zinc finger FYVE domain-containing protein 1-like
Exons: 7
Coding region: 235-2322 (695 amino acids)
Molecular function (GO): metal ion binding
Source: RefSeq, a predicted model, not a curated record
UUUGCAAAGUAAAGGUAUUCAUGAUGGCGGAGGCGCGUCUCCUUGCGUCGUAAUUGUUGUUUAGAAUUUAUUUCAAAAUAAACAUUGUUUCACAUUUUCUUUAAACUAUUUAAAUUUGAAAUUUACAUUAAAUAACAAUAAAUUUACUCAUAAAAGUAAUUUACUUUGACUGUUAUAAAGUUUAAAAUACCAUGCACUGAAAAAAAAAAAAAAAAAACUCCAGAAAAGGGCAAAAUGAGUGCUUUAGAUUAUCGAAGUAAAACUCACUCAAUUUGGCAUGGCCAUCGUGUUGAUGGAACAAGUCCAGCAAUUAUGGAAAGUUUAGACAGUCUCUCCAUAAAUAAUCGCGAUGAAAAUCAAUUAUUGACUAUACCAUUUAAUCAAGGGGGAAAUAAUUUAUCUCUACAUGGUGUUUCAUCACAAUUACAAGGAAUUAAUUCAAAAUCAUCAUCACUUUCAUUUGAUGAAUUACAAAGUUUUCUUCUCAUUGACGAAAAGGAACGUCUUAAAGUUUCUAAUGUUGAACAAUUUAUCAAUAAAUUGAAUUGUAACGAUAAAGAAUUAAAAAUUAAAGUUGUUUCAAUAUUUGGCAAUACAGGUGAUGGUAAAAGUCAUACAUUUAAUCAAACAUUUUUUAAAGGUAGAGAAAUUUUUAAAACAUCAAAUGAACAAAGCUCAUGUACACUUGGCGUUUGGGCUGCUUUUGAUCCAAAUCUUAAUAUUAUUUGCUUGGACACUGAAGGACUUUUAGGUGUAACUGUACAUGAAAAUGAACGCACAAGAUUACUUUUAAAAGUUUUGGCAGUUUCUGAUAUUGUUGUUUAUAGAACUCGUGCUGAAAGAUUACAUCGUGAUUUAUUUACAUUUUUGGGAGCAGCCUCUCGCGCUUACAGUCAUCAUUUUCAAUCAGCUUUGCAGGCUGUUGGUCAGAGGGAAGGAGUUUUGAGUUCUGUCAGUAAUUUAGGACCGAGUGUAAUUAUUUUUCACGAAACAAGACACACGAGUCCAUUAACAAAUGAUGCAGCCGAAAGUGCAGAAGACAUUUUAAGAACACGAUUCGCUCAAAUGCGAUUGGAAUUUGAGGCAUUCAGUUCAAUUAAAUAUGUGGGAGUUCAAACUUUAAAUCCUCCAACUGAUUAUGAACCAUUGCGUUUGGCAAUUAGAAAUGAAUUAGACAAUACAACUGUUAGAUCGGCAAGAAAACCGCAUUUAGUUUACAAUACAUUAAAAAUUCUCAAUGACAAAUUCUCUGGUGAAAUUGAAAAUAUUUCAAUUAUUCUAUUUCCCGAUCAAUAUUUCACUUGUCCUGUGAAAUGUUUUAGUUGUGGAUGUCGAUGUCAAAAUAGUAUGGGCCAUCUUCGUGAAGGAAAACCACAUACAAGUGAUACCAGAUGUCGGUAUCAGCAUCAGUAUGAAAAUGUAGUAUACAUUUGCAAACAAUGCCAUGGAAAUGGAAAUGAAGUUAUAGUGACGAGUCGAACACAAACACAAAAUGACAGUAGUUGGUACGGUUUGGCGAAAUAUGCAUGGACCGGAUACGUAAUUGAAUGUCCGCAAUGCGGAGAAAUUUACAGAAGCCGUCAAUAUUGGUAUGGUAAUAAGAAUCCCGAGGAUGUGUCUGUUCGUUCUGAAAUCACUCAUGUUUGGAAUACGACAAAUAUCAGUAUUACACCACAAAAUACAGCUCAGAGAGUACUCGAUGGAGUCUCCUAUUUAAGUGAAGCUGUAACAAAUGUUUCUUUACAACCGACGAAAGCAAUAACCGCUUGGGUUGCCGAUCAAGUUGCUCCAACUUAUUGGCGACCAAAUAAUGAGAUUCAACACUGCCAUAAGUGCAAUAAUUUAUUUGGACCUACGGACACAAAACAUCAUUGUCGCUCUUGUGGCGAAGGUUUUUGUGCUUCAUGUUCGUCAAGAACAAAAUGUGUACCAGAGAGAAAUUGGAAUACACCCGUUAGAGUUUGUGAUUUUUGUUACAAUAAAGAGACAAAUUCGAAUAACGAGUCCAAAAAUACAGAAGAUGUUAGUGUCAGAAAAGUUUCUGAGCACGUUGUUUCAACAUUCAGCGCUGUUGGAUCUGUUCUUUCUUAUUCUAAAUCAUUGAUUAAAGACACUGCAAGGCCUACGUAUUGGGUUCCUGACUCGGAAGUAAUUCUUUGUUGUGUUUGCGAUAAAGAAUUCUCAGAUAAGGUUCCUCUACAUCAUUGUCGUGAUUGUGGUCGUGGUGUAUGUCAAGAUUGUUCACAACAUAAAAAACCAGUCCCUCGUCGCGGUUGGCUAAAUCCAGUUCGUGUUUGCGAUUCCUGCACAAAAAUAGACUAGAAUACAAGAAUAGAUUUCAUUUUCA